Messenger RNA from Triticum aestivum (bread wheat), 417 nucleotides. RefSeq lists its product as uncharacterized. Gene Ontology annotation, biological process: response to cold; regulation of circadian rhythm. The coding region runs from base 1 to 417 and encodes 138 amino acids. The record is from RefSeq and is a predicted model, not a curated record. The transcript has 2 exons. Lineage: Eukaryota; Viridiplantae; Streptophyta; Magnoliopsida; Poales; Poaceae.
AUGGGGGACGUAUCCACGAUUCAACGCCCAUCCGGCACUGUUGCCAAGCAGGGUGAUCAGGUUGGGGAGCUGGUGUCGGCCGGAUGGACCAACGAGACCCACAACAUGUACAUCAGCUCCAUGGAGGUGUCCUUCAUGCAGCAGCUCCGUGGCCAGCAGCAGCACCACCACCACGCCUCUCCCGACAGGAGCAUGAUCCAUGUGGGUAGUGGCCAUGGGCUCAAGGUGCUCCAAGAGGGAGCCUCUGAUAACCUCGGGUCUGAGAAGAACGUACCUCGCCCGCGUGAUGUUGGUGCACGAGGCACCGAUACAGUUCAAGCGAUGGCUCCGAAGCAUGGAAGAGGAGUGAGCACUUGCGUCAGAGGAAAUCCUGUUGACAGAACCUCAGGUUGUUACACUUUUCAUCUUGUUUGCUGA